GCGUGCACUUUAUGUCCUUCUGAAGACACUGUAGUUUGCAUACGUAAUACGUAUGACGUCAACGAAGCUGUUGAAUUUGAAAGACGGGCGCGUUUUUCAACAACUGUCCACUCUUUGAAGUUUAUCUUUGGUGUAAUUUAAAUUUACCUUUUUGGGGAAAUGGAGACCAGUAAAGAAUCGCCAUGUGCCUAUAAAACCCCCCGUAAGCCUUCAAAAGUGAAAAGUCCAGUCAAUUCAUGUGGAACCCCAGUCACCAUACCUGCCUCUCCUUUCAUGAAGAAGCUUGGCUGUGGAACUGGAGUCAACGUAUAUCUCAUGAACAGGAUGGGAAAGCACAUUCAUUCACCAUGGGCUAUUAAGAAGAUCAACAGCAAGUGUGCUAUGAGUCAGAUGAGUGUCUAUUCGAAGCGUCUGACUGUGGAGGCAAAGAUCCUAAAAGACCUGCACCAUCCCAAUAUUGUUGGUUUCAGAGCCUUUACCACAGCAAAAGAUGGCUCUAAGUGUUUAGCAAUGGAGUAUGGUGGAGAGAAGUCUUUGAAUGACCUCAUUGAGAAAAGAAGAGAGGAAGGACUACAAGCUUUUCCUGUGGCCACCAUUGAAAAAGUGGCUCUUCAUGUUGCACGUGGGUUACAGUACCUGCACAACGAGAAGAAGCUUUUGCAUGGAGAUAUGAAGUCAUGCAAUGUUGUAAUAAAGGGAGACUUUGAGAGCAUCAAAAUAUGUGAUGUUGGCGUAUCUCUGCCACUGGAUGAAAACAUGCAGGUGAGUGAUCCAAAAGCGCACUACAUUGGAACCGAGCCGUGGAAGCCUAAAGAAGCUCUGGAGGAUGGAAUCAUCACAGAUAAAGCUGAUAUAUUUGCGUAUGGACUCACAUUGUGGGAGAUGAUGACUCUUUCUGUUCCUCACCUGGAGUUGCUGGAUACUGAGGAUGAUGAUGAUGAUGACUCCUUUGAAGAGGAUGACUUUGAUGAAGAUGCAUAUUAUGAGAGGCUUGGAACUCGACCGCCUUUGGAUUCAGCCACUCUGGGAGGAGGUUACCAGAAGAUGGUGGAGCUCUUCUGUCUCUGUACCGAAGAAGACCCUCACAAAAGACCCUCUGCCGCUCACAUUGUUCAGGCACUGGAGUCCAACACCUUUUUGGCUGACAAAAGCAGUGAGGUUAUUGUAAUUGAUUAAUCGUUUACCUAUCAAGGUCUUUUUCCAUCUUAAAUAUAUUGUUUGUUUGUUUUUUGUCACAUUGUAAAUACUUGCCUGUUUAGUCAUGUGUUUGUGUACUCUGUGUGUUGUGACAUUUAACUAUGGACAUAUAGAUACUGUAGUGACUGCAAGUGCAAUUUCAAUAAAAUAGUCUGUACUUGAA
Messenger RNA from Misgurnus anguillicaudatus (oriental weatherfish), 1360 nucleotides. Lineage: Eukaryota; Metazoa; Chordata; Actinopteri; Cypriniformes; Cobitidae. The record is from RefSeq and is a predicted model, not a curated record.